Molecule: messenger RNA, 1494 nt
Organism: Talaromyces stipitatus ATCC 10500
Lineage: Eukaryota; Fungi; Ascomycota; Eurotiomycetes; Eurotiales; Trichocomaceae
Product: cytoplasmic protein required for cell viability, putative
Exons: 3
Coding region: 158-874 (238 amino acids)
Biological process (GO): iron-sulfur cluster assembly
Source: RefSeq, a predicted model, not a curated record
UUCUGCUUGUUCCAGUUGGAAAGUGUCUCUUAACAGAAGCCAAAACCCACCUGUAACAGCGCAAAGUCAAAUCAUGAUUAAGGAGCAAACACGGAGUAGCGGGUCAAGCUUGACUCUUAUUCCUUAAGGACUCCAGGAGGACGAAGUAUGUGUGUUUAUGCGAUUACAUGGACAUUCAGAGAUCAUUGAGAUUCCUAUACUCCGAAUAGAAUCAUUCAGACGAAGAACAGAUAAAAUGGCAGAAAUGCAAAACGUCAACCCAACAAUCCUCAAUACAGCUGAUCUUCCCACCCGCCAACGAAACAAGUCAACCACCAAGGCCAAAAAUGCAGAUGUGGCGGGUUAUGAGGGGACAGUCUUUUAUAAAGAUCUCGCACUGCCCGAAUUAACCGAUCCAUUCGCUCUACGCUCGUCAUAUAGUAGCAGUGAAUCCGAGAGUGAUGAUAAUGACGACGACGAUAAUACAUAUGAGGAACCUAUUGAUGAGCAAGAGAUAUACGACCUCGUCUCAACAAUCUCCGACCCCGAACACCCAAUAUCACUCGGCUCACUCGCCGUCGUCUCCCUGCCAGAUAUCUCCAUAACACCCUCCUUACCCCGAAACCCUUCCUCGCCCCUCCGCACCGUCACCGUGCUAAUCACCCCGACAAUCACACACUGCAGUUUGGCCACCGUGAUCGGUCUCGGUGUUCGAGUCCGUCUUGAACAGUCGCUACCGUCUAGGUUCAGAGUUGAUGUGCGCAUUAAAGAAGGUACGCAUAGUACCGCAGAGGAGGUGAAUAAGCAACUGGCGGAUAAGGAAAGGGUUGCGGCGGCCUUGGAGAACGGGACGCUUAUGGGGGUUAUUGGGAAGAUGUUGGAGACUUGCGCUUAGCUAAUUUUUAUAGACACUAAUUGUAUUUAUAUAUAGAUUGAUGAUGACAUAAAUGCAUUGAUGACCAGGCCCGACCUACGCCAACUAAUCUCAUCAUACAUUUCCAUUUGAUAUCAUUUCCUGGAUGCUUUUAGACUACCCCUCGAGUACACCACUAUCCUUAAGUCCCCGCCACAACUCAGGUUCCAGAAACUUACUAACCGUCACAUCCUCCGCCAACCCUUUCCGCCUUCUAGUCUUGAGCACAAAAUCUCUAGCAAUAGCCUGCGCACUCGCCAUUUCCAGCGGUCGAAGCUUCACUUCGCGAUCAAGUGGAUCACCGGGGACAACACUCCAUUUAUCAAAGACCAGGCUGACCGUCGCUUGUCCUUGGGUGUGGAUGCGGAGAUCCGUCUCGAAUCCAAAGGAGUCGAUCACCGGUAUGAGACCGCGGACCGAGUAGAGUGGUGUACCUGCUACGGGACCGUCGGAUAGGACGUGGCCUCGUCGUCGUGACAAGACUGUGUAUACAGAGGCGACUGCGUCGGCCGGACCCAGCAUUUCGCAUGCAUAUACGGGUUCCAUUAACCGGGGCGAUGCCAUGAGGAAGGACGAGUAGAUUGCGCGACGGGUGGUGGGGA